Messenger RNA from Camponotus floridanus (Florida carpenter ant), 1213 nucleotides. RefSeq names its product dnaJ homolog subfamily C member 28. The record is from RefSeq and is a predicted model, not a curated record. The coding region runs from base 38 to 1063 and encodes 341 amino acids. Lineage: Eukaryota; Metazoa; Arthropoda; Insecta; Hymenoptera; Formicidae. The transcript has 6 exons.
AUAAUAAAUAAUAUACAAAUAACUUAUUUUAAAAAUCAUGCUAUCCUUGAAUCGAUUGUAUUCUAAGCCAGAAACUUAUUUGAUGUAUAAACCAUGCGCUAACUCAAUCUUGUUCAAGAGAUUCAAGUAUCAAUUCAAUUUUAAACAUUCUUCGAAGAAGUUAUAUGAAAUACUUGGUGUAGCAGAAGAUUGUGAGGAUGAGACUUUAAGAUUGGCGUUUGUACAUCUGGCAAAACGAUUUCAUCCGGAUAGUGGAACACCAGAAGCUAAUGCUGUUAGAUUUUCUGAAAUUCAAAGUGCCUAUAGAGAAAUUCGAAAAAUUAGAAACAUUCAGAAGGAUGAAAAAAUAUCAGAAGUGGAAGAUUUUGAUAUCAAGCAUACAGCACCACAGCAUCGUCAUUAUUUAACCUUUGAUGUAGGAGUUGGCACACCAAGCAAAAGACAACGACUACACACAAUACAAAGAGCUCAAACAGCAGUUGAUAAUGUAAUGGAACAUAGAUUGAAGAAACUGCAAGCUGAAGAACGCAAUACAUUAAUUGGAAUGGACAAACAAAGAGCUAAGGAUAUUAAAACUCGCUAUGGUAUGGAUCGUUUAGUAGAGGACUUAAUUCAAGAGGCAAUGAACAAAGGUGAAUUCAGUGAUUUACCUGGAAUGGGAAAACCAUUGACCACUACAAGUGUCAGAAAUCCUUAUGUUGAUUUUGUAACUCAUAAAUUAAAUCAGAUAUUGAUAGAUAAUGGAUUCACUCCAGAAUGGAUACAAUUGUCAAAGGAAAUCAGAGAAGAAACUGAAGAAUUAAAAAAGAGACUAUCAGAAAUACGCAAUGAUAUAGGAGAGCUGCCAUUAACUCCAGAAGAUGAGUCGAUAUGGGAGAAUAAUUUGAAAAAAUUUGAAACUACAACAAAGCAGAUAAAUAAUAAAAUUGAUAAAUACAAUUUGUUGGUGCCCAUACUCCAAAAACAAAUGCUUCAUAUCAAAUUAGAUGAACUUGCUAAGAAAACAUUAUUAAUACCACCUAAAACUAUCAAGAAAUAUGCAGAGAGUGCCAUCUUCUUUUAAUUUUAUACGACCAGUUGCCAAAUACUUUAAAGCACAAGGAUAAAUUCGAUGCUCCGCCGCCUUUACGCGUUCUUGCAGAAUUUUUUCAGUAUCAUCCGGAAAUACAGGUACUGCUUCUUGUUCGACAAUUGCCCCCGAAUCAAUAUCAAC